AACAUAGAGCAGUCUAAGAGCUCUUUUCCUUACCUAAUUUGCCCUUUGAGAAUGAUUAAUUGGUUGUUGGGUUUGGUCGUUUGUUCAGGAAAAGAGAUCUUCCUCUAUGUCUGCGAUGUCGAUGCUCUUGAGCAGGGGGAGGGAGACUUGAGCUGGGAUCAACACGGCGGAGUGGAGCUGCUCGACCUAUCGCUGGUCGCGGGUCCCCAGUCGCCACUCGCCAAAGAAGAGAAGAGGAACGGCAGAGCGGCGAAGCACGGUCGGCUCGACCUUUCGCCGGUCUUGGGUUGCCGACUUGCCUCGUUUGUUUCGCGGACCAGGGGUUGCAGCUCCGCAGGUUGUUGGUCGCAGGUCGCUAGAGGAGAGGAGAAGCGGCGAGGCAGGGCUGGGGAAGAAAAAACGAUGAAGGCUCCCUCCCGAUUCACUUCGAUUAGAGAUUAGGGUUUUCCGUAAAUGAUGAUUUUUUUUAAUUAUAAGUGUUGAAACGGCGGCGUUUCCUUCAAUUCUAGUCUACCGCCGGUUGGAAAGAAACCGGGCGGUAUGCCGGGUUGUGCCGGUUAAACCGCAAAAAUCGGCCGAAACGGUAAAAUGCCCUCCACCAGGCUACCGGUUGAACCGGCCGGUACGAUCCGGUUUCCUGUUCCAUGAAAAAAAGUGCCUCCAGCAGAAGCUCGAACCCACAACCACCAAGCCCAAAACAUCACCUACUAACUCCUUAACCAACUAGGCUACAACCGGCUAAUUGUGAAGUUAAUUCUGCUACUUUUUUUCAUUUGUAAUUAAGCAUAAUACGAGAA
Linum trigynum is the source of this 797-nucleotide messenger RNA. The record is from the annotation of a GenBank genome assembly. NCBI's taxonomy places the organism in Eukaryota, Viridiplantae, Streptophyta, Magnoliopsida, Malpighiales, Linaceae.